CAACAACGCAUAUUAUUUUUAGCUGCACCAAGGUCAACUGAUUUUCUUAAUCCAAAAUCCAACAACUAAUAACAGCAAACAAAAACGUGCAAACAAUUGUUCUAUGCCAACUUUACUACGUGCAGUCAAGUUUCAUGGCUUGUACCAAAUUCAUCCUCCCAAAAUUCCUAGAAAAACCAGGCCUCAAUCCAGUACCCAGAAAUCAUACAUUCAAACCUUUCAAUCUCCCUUCACCCACAGAACAAAAAUAGAUGGCGAUUCCCGUGCCCAGAAGAAGGCAAUCCAAUAACAAGCUGUCCAAGAAAACAGAGUCCAGCUGCACAGACCUCUGUUCCCUCCACACAAUCUUCCUUCAAACCCUAUCAAGAAUCCCUCUAGCCAUCUUCCUCCUGAUCCUCGUCUACAUUUGGUCUUCUUCCACCACCAUCAUGUCGGGUCACGUCGUCCACCUCUGCGUCUCGUCGCGAAAGCUCAACGAUCUCUACUGCCUCUCUGCCGGCACCCAGCCCCCUGAAUUCGACUUCCCUCUCCUCCCCAACACCUCCUCUGCCUCCUCUUCCAACUCUUCCUCCGCCAUUUUCCCCGACGGUAAUAGUACCACCGCCAAUGGUACUCUUACCGUCGACAUUGCUCCUCCUCCACUCAGCGAAGCUGAGCUAGCCAAUCAAGUCAUACAACAGCACCUCCGCCUCCACCGAUCAUGGGCUUCCAAUUCAUCAUCAUCAUCAUCAACAUCGUCGUGCGACGAAAGAGGGAUCUAUGUAUAUGAUCUGCCAGCAAAGUUCAACAAGGACUUAACCGGUCAAUGUGGAGAAAUGAUGCCAUGGGCAGGGGAGGAUUUCUGCAAGUACUUCUCAAACGGAGGGCUCGGCAACCCAAUCGAAAAGCUCGGUCGAGGCUGGUACGACACUCAUCAAUACUCCCUCGAGCCAAUCUUCCAUUCGAGGAUCUUGAACCAUCCAUGUCGAGUCCACGACGAGGAUCGAGCCAAGCUGUUCUACGUUCCAUACUACGGCGGCCUAGACAUCCUGAGAUGGCACUUCAGGAACGUGUCGAACGACGUGAAGGACACGUUGGGGCUCGACUUGAUGAAAUGGCUCGAGUCGAGGAAGUCAUGGAAAUCGAAAUCCGGUAAGGACCAUGUCUUUGUGCUGGGGAAAAUCUCGUGGGAUUUCAGGAGGCGGCCCGAUUCGGAGUGGGGGACCCGGUUCCUUCAAUUGGACCAGAUGAAGAACCCGAUCAAGCUUAUGAUCGAGAGGCAGCCGUGGGAGGUCAACGACAUUGGAAUCCCACACCCGACUUACUUCCACCCACAUUCGGACGAAGACGUGCUCGCGUGGCAGCUACGUGCAAUGCGAUCUCCACGUAGGAGCCUGGUCAGCUUCGCUGGGGCUGACCGACCCGGUCAGCCCGAGAGCAUCCGGUCGAUUUUGAUCGAGCAGUGUGUCGGUUCGACCGAUCAGGGUCGGUGCAGGUUUCUGAAUUGCAGCCUGGGUGGGUGUGAUCGACCCGAAUCGGUGAUCAAGCUGUUUAUGGAGUCGGAGUUCUGCCUCCAGCCACCAGGGGACAGUCCGACGAGGAAGUCGGUGUUCGAUUCGCUCGUUUCUGGGUGUAUUCCAGUUCUGUUUAGUCCUUUCACGGCGUACUAUCAGUAUCCCUGGCAUUUGCCUGAGGAGCACGAGAAGUACUCGAUGUUUGUGGAUGAGGAAGAGGUGAGGAAGAGGAAUGUGAAUGUGGUGGAGAGGCUGAUGAAGGUUUCGGUUAGGGAGAGGGAAGAUAUGAGGAGGUUUAUAGUGUAUGAAUUGUUGCCUGGGUUGGUCUAUGGAGAUUCUGGGUCUCAGCUUUCCAAGUUUCAGGAUUCGUUUGAUAUUACUGUGAAUAAUCUUAUUGAGAGGGUUAACAGUUUGCUAUGACAGAGGGUUUCAAGGGGUUUGUUUUUUGUUUUGGGUUCUUUUUAUAUUUUGAAGUUGGUUUUGUGAGGGUUUUGGUAGUUUAUUUAGUUGUUUUGGUUGUUAUCUUUGUCUCUGAGUUCAUUGAGAGAAUUGUAUACUAAAGAACUAAAACAAGAGAGGAGUUUUGACAGCAAUGGAAGACAAGGCAAGUCAAGUGCAUUUUAUUUCAAAUUUUAACUGGAGAUAAAGAGUACACUUAGCCGGAGAUAAAGAGUAUACUUGAAAAGAACGAAAUGACAUGAAUCACAAUUAUUUAAUUGAUUAUAAGUAUGAUUAACUAUAAAUAUUAGGCGUAUUCAUUAUUUUUGUUUUAAAAAGUUAUAAGGCAAAUGGCGUAUAUUCGAUGUAAGAUUAACAAAAUAUCCUUUUUGUUAUUAUUACGAUACAUUUUGUGAUUAAGAUUUGUGGAGAAAUUUCUAUGUCAACAGUUUUAACAUUUUUAAAAUUGGCACCACUCUAUUUUCAUAUAACAUUGUGAAACCUUGUUUUAUAAUGUUUGUGAACGUUUCAUUUGCUAUUUUUUAUUUAUGAAUGGUAUUUAUCUAUUAAUCAUCAAAAACCAAGGUACUUUUAUGGCAACACCCCCUGCCACUAAGGAAAACAAACAACACAAACCAACUUUAACCUAUCUGUAAGGAGUCAAGAACUAGCAGCAACAACAAGACCCUAUGCACUCAAAAGAAAGCAACCAAUUCAUCAUCAUCACACACAACCUGCACUUCCUCCUUAAUCAUUUUGUAGGCUUCACUUAGACUCAAAACUGAACCUCCAAACAUGGCCGAACACCUCACUCUCCAAAUGUUACUCAUCAAGGAUUGCCAGAUCACUCUUCCUACCCUUGAAUGAGGAGCAGACUUUGAGAAAGUGUCAAUAGCCCAUUUGAGUUCAGCAGACCAGGAGUUUGAAGAAGUUCGGCUACAGAAUCUGGAAAAUGCCUGGAACAGAUCCUUAUACCUGCAACAUUCUGCAAACAAGUGGUUAUGCGAUUCAAGUCUGCAUUGACAAUAUAUACAUGAUGUGAUC
Molecule: messenger RNA, 2975 nt
Organism: Linum trigynum
Lineage: Eukaryota; Viridiplantae; Streptophyta; Magnoliopsida; Malpighiales; Linaceae
Source: the annotation of a GenBank genome assembly